AUGCUGCCGCACGCCGGGCUGGCCGCGCCGGGCGGCGGCGGCGGCGCGGACGGAGCGGCGUUCGCGGAGCUGGCGGGCGCGGAGCCGGCGCGGCAGUGCCCGUCGGGCUCGCUGGGCUACGGCGGCUACCCCUUCGCGCCCGGCUACUACGGCUGCCGCCUGGCCGGCGUCAACCUGCAGCAGAAGCCCUGCGGCUACCACCCGCCCGACAAGUUCGCCGAGGCCGGCGGGCCGCUGGCCGGCGAGGAGCUGCCGGCGCGGGCCAAGGAGUUCUCGUUCUACCCCGGCUUCCCGGGCUCCUACCAGGCCGUGCCGGGCUACUUGGACGUGUCGGUGGUGCCGGCGCUGCCCGAGCCGCGGCACGAGGCUUUGCUUCCCAUGGAAGGCUACCAGCCCUGGGCGCUGGCCAACGGCUGGGACGGGCAGGUUUACUGCUCCAAGGAGCAAGCGCAGCCCGCGCACCUCUGGAAGUCGCCAUAUCCAGACGUGGUCCCCCUGCAGGCCGAGCCCAGCCCGUUCCGGCGCGGCCGCAAGAAGCGCGUUCCCUACACGAAGCCGCAGCUGAAGGAGCUGGAGCGCGAGUUCGCCGCCAGCCGCUUCAUCACCAAGGAGAAGCGGCGGCGCAUCGCGGGCGCCACCAGCCUGAGCGAGCGCCAGGUCACCAUCUGGUUCCAGAACCGCCGCGUCAAGGAGAAGAAGGCCGUGGGCAAAGCCAAGCCCGCGCACCUGCGCGACACCUGAGCGCGCGCCGCCCGCCCGCAGCGCG
Pyrgilauda ruficollis (rufous-necked snowfinch) is the source of this 766-nucleotide messenger RNA. It is a transcript of the gene HOXC13, whose product is annotated as homeobox C13. Gene Ontology annotation, molecular function: DNA-binding transcription factor activity, RNA polymerase II-specific; RNA polymerase II cis-regulatory region sequence-specific DNA binding. Lineage: Eukaryota; Metazoa; Chordata; Aves; Passeriformes; Passeridae. The transcript is spliced from 3 exons. Gene Ontology annotation, biological process: regulation of transcription by RNA polymerase II. The record is from RefSeq and is a predicted model, not a curated record. Bases 1 to 741 code for a protein of 246 amino acids.